AAAUAGAAAAGAGAACUGUAGCUACUAAAUAUACUGUGAGCAAAAUAAUUUUUUCUAAAAACAAAUUUCCUUAUAUAUACCAGCAAAUUUAUGAGCGUCAAAUUCCAAGUUUAAAACACAAUACUAAAUUACCACAUUACCCUUUCCCAACUUUAUUACCAAUGAUACCUAAUAUAGUUUUUAACAACAGGAAAUUUUCAAAUUUCUUCAAAAUUUUCGAUCUCUCCGCCAAUACCACCAACUGAACCCCUCACUCUCUCUCUCUCUCUACAGCUCCGCCCUCUGCCAUCAUCCCCUCCUCGUGAUUCUGCUCGCAUUAUACUCUCCGAAAUGCCAAACAUAGUAAUUUUCUUCUGGUCAAACCUAAAGUAAUUUUUAACUUUCUCCGCUGGAUUAAAAAAAUGGCAACCUCGGCUUUCAAAUCCGCGACAAAGAGAGCACCAAUCGGCAACGACAAGAACGACAGGUCGUCUGCCUCUGCUCACCGGCGGUCAAGGAGUCUCAGCCGGUUCUCCCGACCGAUUCCAUCCAACUUCUCCGACGAUGCUCCGGUUCCGUCGAGAGGGAGGUUCGUGAACACGGAGAGAGGAUCGGGAGUCCCGGAUAUGAGUCUUGACGAUCUCGCUAUUCAGUUGUUCAGUUCAGGUGAUCGAGGGAGGUCUUCGGGUUUUAGAAGUGGUGACGUCAGCAAUGGGGAGAGAGUUGUGAGUGGGUCCCAAAGGAGAGGGAGGUCUGUGUCGAGGCAAGGCAGUGAAAGUAAUAGUAACAGUAAGAGUUAUAGUGGUUGUGCGAAGGGGAAUUCAGACGGUAAUAAUUCGAGGAGAAGACGUUCUGUUUCUGUGGUUAGAUAUCAAAUUAGUGAUUCUGAGAGUGAUCUAGAUCAUUCUCAGAAUUCAAGAAAUCAUGCUAAUCCGAGGCGUCACAGUAAUGGAAACAACCAGGUCCCUUUGUCAAAUACGACACUGGCUUCAAAUCAUAGACCUGGACUGAGAAGGUCUCUUAGCCAGAAAGAUAUAAAGUAUCAUGAUGGCUACUCGAGUCAUUCAUCAAGCCUAACUGAUGAUGAAGGAAAGGAUGCUUCUUCCAAUAAAAAGGGGUUCGAGAGAACGAUAAGGACAGUUUAUGCACAGAAGAAGGCAGAGCAUCCCACCGGUGAGGAUAUGAAUAACGGGCUGUAUGAAGCAAUGAGAAAAGAACUUAGGCAUGCAGUAGAGGAGAUCAAGAUGGAGCUUGAACAUUCUAGGGGGAAAACAAAUGCAGACUGCUUGCAGUCUGGAAAAUCUGAUGUUUUUCAGGCUGGUUCUAAUAUCAGAAGGAAUCAUGCAGCAAAAUCAGAACAGUCCGAGAAGCGUAAACAAGACCUGUUAGCAAAACUACUGUUGGAGGAGAAACGUGGUAGAGAUAUCUCGAAGAUCGUGAAAGAAUUGCUUUCUGAUCCAAAAAACACUGUGGUAGAAAAGCCAUCACGAGCCCGAAAUUCUGAUCCAAAGAACACCGUGGUAGAAAAGCCAUCACGAGCCCGAAAGAGGAGUAAUGACAGAAGUAGGAUGUCUAAACGUUUGACUGAAGAGGCAGAGAAAUACUUUGAGAACUUCAUUUCAAAUGUUGAAGAUACAGAUAUUUCAUCUUUGGAUGGGGAGAGGAGUGAUACAAGCUCAACCUUAGGAGGAAUAACAAAGACAGAAACUUUCCGAAGCCCAGUGAUAUACAAGUCUCGACCUGUAGAAAUGGAUGGGGUUGCUCUGCCCUGGUUACAAUGGGAAACUUCUAAUGAUGCUUCUCCUCUAUCCAUGAAAAAUAAGGACCUAGCAUCAACUCCAAAAAGUAAUUUAUGGGAUGGUGUACAGGAAGCAACGCCUGUUCAAGAUUUAAGCACGCACUCCAUCAGUAGCCAUGGAAGCUGGAGCCCAGGACUUGCAGAUGGCCAUUCAACAAAUAUUAACGAACUUGAAGGGACUAAAUUUGGAGAACUUGAAAGCUACAAAAUCCAAAUUUUGUCCCGAAGAACAAGGUCACAGUUUGAUGUUGACGAGUAUCUGAAGCGUCCAAGUGAUGAAGAUUUUCUCUGUGAAAGAUGGAAGCAACAACAGAGAAUUCAUUCAGGCGGUCUCCUGCUCUGUAACCAAAUGUUUUUCUAGCUGUGAUCUUCAAUUUAUUCUUGAAGUUCAUUUUCGCCAACUCUAAACUACAUUGUAUAGACUUUUAGAUCUACAAAUCUUCUUAAGGUAGCUGUUGACCUUCAUCUUUUCGUCGUAAAAUCCUCGUUACAAUGUCCUUGUAAAAAUAUCGUUUGAAUCUCCUGCACAGGGAAAUCUUAUCA
This is a messenger RNA of Populus euphratica (Euphrates poplar), 2320 nucleotides long. RefSeq lists its product as uncharacterized. The record is from RefSeq and is a predicted model, not a curated record. Lineage: Eukaryota; Viridiplantae; Streptophyta; Magnoliopsida; Malpighiales; Salicaceae. The transcript has 8 exons. The coding region runs from base 402 to 2138 and encodes 578 amino acids.